UAACGGAAAAGUACGUUCGAAAUUCAGGUCGCCGCAUUCGUAUUUCCCGCUUGUAGCAGCGCCGCGACGCACAACGUCGCGACGUUACUAUAAAUGGUCGAUCAGCUGUGCGCAUCACAUGAAUUUAAUUUCCACAAACUAAUUGAUGUAACUGAAACACUUUAAUACACCGACCAUCAUGGAUGGAUUUUUGCAAGUGAAUAACUCGUCAUCGAACCUGCCGUCUUCUCCAUCCAAUUCUUUCAUUGCUGACGAGGUAGCGUCGAUUUGCCCAUUAAUAACCCCUUCGCCACCCACCAAUGAUCUUAUAAACCCAUUGCCGGAACCCAGCCAACCCAGUUACACUAUUGGAGAUGAGUUGGCUACCAUUCUUCAAAAGCAUGUUCAAGAUGAUGAUAAAUGUACGGGAGAUUCCGCGUCUUCGAGUUCUUCGGCUCUAGCUGAACCUGCUUGUACGCAACUGUUGAACCAUAGGAAUAACACCUAUCAUCAUAUUACUAAAGAUGAACACACGGCGACGGAGGAAACCGCGGGCAAAGUCCAACCCCUCCAACUCACAUUCAGAAACCCACCAGAAAACUACUUCUUCAUGUCAUGGAACUGGCCUCUAAUCCGAAAAUUCUCCCUAGGGAUGUUCCUCUCCGGCUUAGUAGCGAUGGUGGGUCUCGUAGUCAUGAUGAUAUCAACACUCCCAAAAACCUGUGACCCGUACACAGAGUGGUACCAAGGAAAAGUUUUCUACGAAAUCUUCCCAGCAAGCUUUUAUGCAAGCAACAAAAACCACGAAUACGGAGACUUAAAAGGAAUCGCUCUAAAAACUGAAUACUUUCAGUCUCUAGGUGUAAGGGCCAUUCGUCUUAAUUCAAUAUUCAAAACCUACAACUACCCAGAAGAUUACAAAAACGUGACGACCUUAAUGGAGAUAGCACCACAGUUGGGGACAAUCGAUGAUUUUCAGAAACUAAUUAAAAAUUACCUAGAACCGAAAAACAUCUCCUUGAUUCUAGAUCUGCCAGUGUUUCCUAUAAUGAAACAAUUGAAAGCUACCACAAAACGUGAUUUUAAUAACACGAAGGAAAAUUCUCCCGAACCGAAUAUAAAAAAACCACAUUUGGAUUUAAUAGAAGAAGCAUUACUCUUAUGGACGAGUAAAGGGGUCAGUGGUUUCUACUUAAAAGAAAUGGAAUUUUUCACUGACGAUCCAAAUUUAGUCCAGUCGCUACGUCGCUGGAAAAAAAUCAUCGGUCCAGAACGUAUUUUUAUUGUAAGUGAAGCUUUUAUCACUUCUACUGGAAAAAUAAUGAACACGGUUCUCAAUAACGUGGACUUAGUAGACGUCCGGUUAGAAAUCGAAAAAGGUUUAUCUGCCGUUACCAAGCAAAUCGAGUUCGUUCAGAACGGUACUCUUUUCUCUAAACGUGGCCUUCCGUGGGUCCACUGGAAUCUUGGCGACGAUUCCUCAGCUAAUCGUCUCUCUAAUGUUCUACCAUAUGGUAAUGCAACUCUUGGUGCCACUUUACUACAACUGAUGCUCCCCGGUACUCCCUCUGUCUUCUACGGAAAUGAAAUAGGUCUGCAAAGAGUAGCAGACUCUAAGGGUGACAGAAAAGACCAGCAGCACCUCCACCACUUAACAUUUAUGCCAUGGGACGAGAAAAAGCAACAUAAGGUACUACCAUGGAUGUACAGCGAAAAGACAAAUCUAAAUUUUGAUCAAGCUAAAUCUGUUGCUCAAAUGGUCAACUUGAGGCUCAAAUCACCAGCAAUCUUUUUUAAUUCGAUUUACAAAGAGGGAGACAACAAGGCAAACUCUGAGGUGAUCUAUUCCCGCGAUAAUUUGCUGGUUAUACAAAGGUGGUACCCGAGGAGGAAGUCGUACGUUGUUGUGAGUAAUUUAGGGAAUAGCACUGUUACGCAAGAUUUGUCGACGUUGUUAUACAGUGGAACUGUCGUCAUUGGGCCUAGAACAGACUCCAAAUCUGAAAGUAUUUCUUUUAAGAACAUUUCUUUAUGGCCUGGCGAAUCUGUAGUUAUAGAACUAAUGUAAUGUUACUUAUUUGCGAUUGUAUCAAAGAUGUCCGACGAAUAAAAUGUAAGACCCCACGUCCUAAUGUCAGUUUUUUCUGUGAUACGUAUAUUUUUUUAAACGCGGCUGCAGUAGGUAUUUUGUUAAAGCAGAUUUGUUAAUACGUAAUAAAAUGAAUAAGUUGACGCAAAA
Messenger RNA from Zophobas morio, 2218 nucleotides. Its product is annotated as amino acid transporter heavy chain SLC3A2-like. Gene Ontology annotation, biological process: carbohydrate metabolic process. The transcript is spliced from 4 exons. Bases 179 to 2047 code for a protein of 622 amino acids. NCBI's taxonomy places the organism in Eukaryota, Metazoa, Arthropoda, Insecta, Coleoptera, Tenebrionidae. The record is from RefSeq and is a predicted model, not a curated record.